CAUAUUUGGGUUACACAUUCACACACUCGCACACGUACACACGCCCUCUCUCUUUCUCACACAUACACACACGCUCCCUCGGUCACACACUUCCAGGAGGUGGGGGCACAAAGCCACAGAGCUAUUAGCUCUGCUGCAGCAGACGUCGUCGUGCUAGUGGAGGGGAGACGGUUCCACCGGCUAAAGCGGGCGCAGGAAGCCCCAACACGGAGAGCCAUACACUUCACUGCCCGUUACAGCGCACAGGAAUGGUGAGAGCAGUUGGAGCCAGGCAGAUGCAGAAGUGGACAGACAGAGUGGGAAUCACACACGGUCCCCUCAGAAUUCAGACCAGUCACUGUGCUAACAACUGGACCCGGCUCUUCAACUAAGCAGGAGCAUCCCACCCAGUCACUUGCCUACUCUGAUUUCAGGCCGAGCUGGAAGUCUGAGAACACGUGCUGUGGUGGAUUGUAAGGACCCCCAUGGGCUGCUGCACAUGCUGACAAACUGGAGGGAGAACACAGGAGCUGAACUGAAUGAGGGAGGGGAGAGAGACAUAUCCAGAGACAUAUCCAGAGUGCGAGAGAGAGGGAGGGAGAGAAGAACAGGGAAAACAGCCAGCCAGUAGCCAGUAGGGCAGAAGAGUUGCUUUAAAAGACUUCACUACCCUUUCUGGACACCAAUAAGGGAAAGCAUCAAGGACCUGCAGGCUUUCUAGACAUUACGGUUUCUGCUACAGUCCUGGAGCCUUGCUUUCAGAGGGACAUGAUUCCGCAUGAACCACAAGCACAGCUCUUUUGUGGCAGGCAUGUGUUCAGUUGCUUUCGCCUGAGAUCUGCGUCCAUCCAGCCCUAAACGGAGUAGCAAAGCCCUUUUCAACCACCACUCUUCUCUCUACCCCCAUCCCAAUCACCUCCAACAGCAUCGGCCGACCAGUGGGUGGGCACUCUGUGUCAAAGAGACAUACAGAGACAACAAGAGAGAGGGACAGAGGGAAAGGUAGAGAGAGAGAGAUUAACAGGGAGAAACAACUGGAAAGAGAGUCCAGCAGCCACAUACACCAUGAAGCCCACCCAGGAGCGGAGCAAUGAGUGCCUGCCCCCAAAGAAACGUGAGAUCCCAGCCAGCACCCUGCCCUCGGAUGAGAGGCCUGUGAUGAUGGCGCCAGCAAGCGAAAGCCAGCGGACAGGGAACUUGGCCUGGCUGGCCAGCGUUGCCAGUGGGCAGGAGAGUGGUGGUCAGCGCACCGGAAUGGCAGCGGAGUCCAACAGCCCUCAGUACAAACCGCUGGUUGAAUACUCACCUCCAUGCUCCACACAGUCCACCCGCAGUGCAACCGCAGUGACCAGCGUCCCGGCUGUGUACACAUCCCCUAUCUCUCAGCAUGGAGGCACCAUCCAGUACACACCCUUACCCCCAAACCUGCACUUCAUUAGCCCCUCUUAUGCUGCACCAUAUACAGGCUACAUCUCUCCACUCGUACACCCUCCUCCACCUUCCACCACCAUCGCCACCUCCCAGAGACACACUGAAGCCUACACCAGCGCCACCAGCUCUCCUUCAUCAAAAUCUGAGCAGCACCACCCCCUGGGCCGCCCUCUCGGCCCGCCUAUGUCGGACAGCACCCUCUCGCCACACUCAGCCCAGUAUGUCCAAAUCUCUGCCCCUAGGACUGCCCCCUCACCCCAUGCCCACCUCCCCCUGCACCUGCACCCUCAGCACACGCUGCCCCUUAGUGGGCCCUCUCAGGUCCUGCUGCAGUACACCGAUGCACCUGCACCCAAGAAGGAAGAGGCCAGGCCCAGAGAGGUGCUGAACGGGGAGCUGGAAAAGGUCCAGCGCUUCAGCUUGUCAGAGGCCAGUGCAGGGAAGCAGAGCAAAGGGUCCUUGUCCAGCCAGCAGCACCAUAUCCACCAGCAGCAGCACUAUGAGGCCCGGCACGUGGUGCUGCCUGCUGAGUAUGCACAGGACAAUAGCUGCGGCUUGCGGUCCUCACUAGUGUUAGUGCCCAACAGUCACAACUCCAGCAGCACUGAUCCAGGGGGCACUUUAGAUAAGCUGCCUCCUCCCCCUACGCCAGAAAAAGGAGGGAUUUGUGCAGGAAAGCCCAUAACUCGUACUCCCUCUAGCUCCUCGUCCAGCACCUCCCAUCCAUUUCCACUCCCACCUUUGCCUGUGGAUGGUCUAAAGGCGGCAGUUACCACAUUAUCCCCUCAUACAGUGAUCCAGACCACACAUAAUGCGACCGAGCCGCUGUCCAUGGGCCUCACUUCCACGAACUUCUAUCCUGCUCAUCAGCCCAUUAUUGGUUACAUUGCAGGCACGGGUCAGCAACAGCCUCUGAGCUACCACACCAGCCUGCCUCAACACCUGGUCAUCCCUGGGGGUCAGCCGGUCAUUAUCCCUGUAAGUAGUGCAGAGGCAACUGCCACAUCCACAGCCACGGCCUUUCCCGCAGCACUGCCCCAUGCAUUUGUCACUUCGACAGCCCCCAAAGGUGAAACAUUCGAAUCCCUGGCUCCCUACCCCCACCCAGCGGGGGCCAUGGUUCAGGCCCAGCUCCACCUGCCCAUGGUCCCGGCCCCUGCCAGCCUGCUGGCCACUCCACCUCCACCUUCAGCCCCAUCGCUGCCCCCUUACUUCACAAAGGGCUCCAUCAUCCAGCUUGCAGAUGGCGAGCUGAAGCGAGUGGAGGACCUGAAGACAGAAGACUUCAUCCAGAGCGCCGAAAUCAGCAGUGAGCUGAAGAUCGAUUCCAGCACUGUAGAGCGCAUUGACAGCAGCCAUACGCCCCACUUUGCCAUCAUCCAGUUUGCAGUGGGAGAGCAUCGUUCACAGGUCAGUGUGGAGGUGCUUGUGGAGUACCCUUUCUUUGUUUUCGGUCAGGGCUGGUCGUCCUGUUGUCCGGACCGGACCACCCAGCUGCUGGAACUGCCCUGCGCCAAACUGUCAGUGGGUGAUGUCUGCAUUUCACUGACUCUCAAAAACCUGAAGAACGGCUCACUUAAGAAGAGUCAGGGGCAGAUCCCGGACGUGGCGGGCCUUGGGCCGCCCCUCAAACCGCCCAAAGCACCCUCGGGUGGGGUGCGAGGUGGAACACGGCACACAGAGCAGGAGAAUGGACUGGGGAAGUGCGGCAGUCAGGGAGGGCCAGGUAAUCAGGCCAGUGCGGAGAACGGAGAACUGAGGUUCGGGGAGAGGGGAGCCUGCAAAGCCUCGCAGUCCUCAGAGGCAGAAUCCAUCAGCAAACCCCCAGGCCGCAAGCGGAGGUGGUCGGCCCCUGAGGGCCGCAAAGUGGAGAAGCCAGAGGAGGAGCCCCCCUUGACUCUUCCCAAGCCUUCUUUCAUCCCUCAGGAGGUUAAAAUCAGCAUUGAAGGCAGAUCAAAUAUUGGCAAGUGAAAAGCCCAUCAGACUGUCAGAUUGGUUUGAAUUGAAUGGAAAAAAAAUUUACCCUCACAAUGUUCUUCUCACUUUUAUUUUGAUCUUUGAAUAUUGUUUUUUUAUAAUUUCAGUUUUGAUUUGUCUAAUUUUGUUUUGUUUAGUUUUUUUGUUUGUUUUUUUAUCCAGAUUACUGUACCUUAGGCUAAAUUAACUCAGUAUAGGCUGAUACCUACCACCUUAUGUGUAGUAAUAACAUUUUAGUAGGUGCAUUGAAUAUAUACAGGCAAUUGGUGCAAUUUUCUUUUUUUUCAUCUGGGCAAAUCUGGGGCAGGUAUAGUGCAAGGUGAGGAGGGUUUAUAUAGGACACCUGAGCACUGCAUGAUGCCCUCCAGGGUACAAAAUAUCUUACAACCUUUUCAGCCCUACAUCUGUCUAACUUUUUUUGUCCUGUCAUAAACAGAGGGGGAUGAUUUGAAGGGCGCCCACUGAAGUAGCACUAAAAGGGAUGCCUUGGCGCAUGUAGUGCAUUAGUCCCAGCUCCAUCCAUAUUUGAGCAUAAGAGAGAGGAUGGAGGUUUGGCGUGGAUGACAUUGCUCAGGGAGGCAGGACGGAAAUCACUCCUUCACUGGCUGCAGGAGAUUACAUGAUGUCAGCCAUCCUGCUCAAGCAGUCUCAUCUGAGAUUUAGGCAUAAACAAAGACAAUCCGAAGCCCGUUGCAAAGAGGGACAUUGUAAGAGAUGUCAGUUCAGCAUAGAUUGUGUUAGCUUUUAUUCUGAGUAAUAGAUGGGCACCCGAAUACUAAGGUACAUACCAGGCCGGGUGCUGUAACACAAUCAGAGUCAGAGAAGUUUAGAAAUGAGACGCAUCAUCAAGCAGUGCCAGUUGCUCCUUAGGAAAAGAGGGAACUAUACUAAUAGACUCAGAGACGGCUUUUAUAUAUUCAACUGUCAAACCGUUUUAUUCUUUUGUAGUUUUGCUUCUUAUUAUUUUCUUAAACCCUCCUAUCUGACCUGAUGGGUAGAUUUUUUUUUUGCAAUGAAUGUGUAAACCUUGAAACCAUGAAAUCAGGGGUCACUUUCAGUCAUGUAGACACAGAAUGGGUUCUUGUCUGUGUAUACGUGUGAGGAUGUGUCUCAAAAGGUUGAGGUAUAUGUAGAGGGGUAAAGAGAUGACUUGUUUGGUGCAAACGUACCAGUUAUUUUUCACUGUAAUGAAAGAAAGCUGGUUAUUUGAGAGAAAGUGAGAGAAAGUCGCUGGAGAGGGGAGGGACAGGUGGUCGAAGCACUUUACGCACCUGUCACACUCACUAGCUGAUAGUUAUUUUAAUCAAUUUAGUCCUUAUUAUUAUUAUUGUUAUUAUUAUUAUUAUUUCCUCAUUAUUAUUAUUUGAUCUCUGAACAUGAACACAGUACUGUACAGUAUGUUGUAUUUGACUGGCGGGGGAGUGUAGCGCUCUGAGGAAAAGUGGGGGGCUUACAGGUGCCCCUCGAUCUGUGAAUAGAAUGAAUGUGAAUAGUGAAGACGGAUGAGAGCAGAAAGCCAAAAGGCAGAGAGAUAGAGAAGCACUUUGCUGCUCUGGUCUGUACAGCUCCUCUUAAAGGAGAAUUCCACCAGUUUUUUUUUAUUUUAUUUAUGCAUAAUUCAAUCAUUGAGUCGUAAGAAGUCAUUCAGAGUGUUUUGAUGUGAAAGGGUUCAUGGUAGAGGAACUUACCGACUCAGAUUUCGUCACAGUGAUGGUGGUUGGAUGUCUACAACAACCUACUCCAGCAACCAAAAUUUAUGUACUAUCCAAAAUAACUAGUGAAUCUACAGAAUUUUAUUUGAAAUACUGAUUAUGAUAAAAUAGACUAUUUUGCCUUACAAAAAUGUCUGUUUAUAUCUUCAUGUCUGUUUGAAAGCAUUAAAAAUAAUGCCACUUAAACCCCCCACCCUCACCGCUGCCCCUGGCAGUGCUGCCCUGCUGGCCACGCUGUACUGCUUCCAGAUUGGGUAGCAAAAUGACUCAAUGUCCCAUGUAGGAUCAAUACAGUACAUACCAAUAGCAUAACCUAAUUUCAAAACUAUCCUAAAACAAUGUUUUUGCAUCAGGUAAUGUAUUCACAAACAUUGAUAACGCUUUCUGUGAUAUAGGUUCUGGAUGUCUAGUUCCCGUCACCACCACUGUGAACAACUCUGCCUAGGUUUUCUAGAACAGAGCAUUUCACAUCAUGACUUUGUUUACAUUUUAAUGCUUUAGUUAUGCAACAACAUUGAAAAAUUGAUGAUGUUCUCCUUUAACAGUGAGCUAGAAAGGCGUCUGAACUCUUCAAUAAAGUGUAGCAUGGGCACGGCCCAUGAAGCAACUGCCAUUGUAAUCAUCGAAAUGAAAGUGUAUGAGUGUGAUCGCAGGCAGGAGUAGGGCUUCAGAGGUAAUGAGACUGUCCAAAUAUGCCAUGAGGAGAGAGAGAGAAAGCGCAUGUGAGAAACUCUGGACACAGAAAUUUUUGUGGGGUUUAAGGGUGUCCUGUACACAUUUGUUUGUAAUGUACGUAUGUGGAUGUGCAUGCACACACACACACACACACACACACGCACAAGCACACAUUUACUUCUCGGUCUUGUGUCUUUAUAUGUCUUUUUUGUACAUUACCAUGUAUAGAAAUGCAUAUACUGUAUCUGAAUCACUGUAUGCAGUCCAUCUCCCAAGACACUGAAGGGGUGGCUUAGUGCAAACAGAUGUGAAAUCACAAAGCAUGUAGUACUUUCAGUGGUCUUGAGUGUGUGUAUGUGUGUGCGUGUAUGUGUGUAUAUGUACAUUCUGUGUGUGUGUGUGUGUGUGUGUGUGUGAGGGAGUGGUGUAUGUGUGUAUGUAUAUAUAAUAUCACACACACACACACAUAUAUAUAUAUAGGUAACACUUUUCUGAAGGGCAGCAUUCAACACUACAAGACCACCUACAUAAGACUUUCAUGACAUCUGAUGUAAACCUAUAUAAAGGCUUAUUCCAACCAAUGUCAUUUGUCAUAACACUUACUGAGGACAAUGAAAUUGACGAACUGUCCUUGGUUGGAAUGUUGGAAUAAGCCUUCAUAAAUGUUUCUGAAGCUUUAUGUCAGGCUUAUGUAAGAUUGAAGUAGCCGUAUGAAUGCUGCCCUUUAGUAAAGUGCUCCCAAAAUAUUUGUCCAGUGUUUCUGUUUAAAGUUCUACUUAAGAGAAUCUUGCAGUUUGCACAUCUGGAGAGGUAGUAACAUGACUUUUUAUUAUUUUGUUUUCAGCUAUGGCUGAAAACCCACUUUACUGAAAUGUAGCAGUUACUUAACAAGUUCGCUCGGCUUGCUGGUCUGACGUGGCCUCCUUUUUUACUCCUUUGCUUACUUAACUCACACACAUUUUCAGACACUUAAGAGGACUGUCUAAUACACAUACACAGAAACGCACUCAAAGCAGGUAGUGAGGAGGAGCCACGGCCUGAAGCCCGCACACUUGUUGAGCUCUCUGAUUGACGGCUUUGUUCAGGUGUAUUUGAAUAGGUGACCUGGCCAGAGUGGGCGAUGGUGAUGAUGAUGGAUGCUUGGAUGUAUGUAUGAAUGGGUGGAUAAUUGGAUGGAUGGAUGCUUGGAUGGCCCAAUGGAUGGUGGUGGGUGGGUGUAUGCACCCCAUAUUCAAUUUGAAAAUGCUUUAUUUUUUUAUAAUAAAACAGGGUUUCUCAGAUCAACAUCACAA
Pygocentrus nattereri (red-bellied piranha) is the source of this 7066-nucleotide messenger RNA. RefSeq names its product ataxin 1a (gene atxn1a). The transcript has 6 exons. NCBI's taxonomy places the organism in Eukaryota, Metazoa, Chordata, Actinopteri, Characiformes, Serrasalmidae. Bases 1045 to 3381 code for a protein of 778 amino acids. Gene Ontology annotation, biological process: negative regulation of transcription by RNA polymerase II; nervous system development. Gene Ontology annotation, cellular component: nucleus. The record is from RefSeq and is a predicted model, not a curated record. Gene Ontology annotation, molecular function: protein binding; RNA binding.